AGUCUUGCUGUCAAAGUUGUUAACCAAGCCAAGUAUAACAUUACUAUUCAUUGGCAUGGAAUCAGACAGAUGAGAAAUGGGUGGGCGGACGGGCCGGCUUAUGUGACACAGUGCCCGAUUCAGCCAGGGGGGGCUUAUACGUAUCGAUUCAAGAUAGAGAAUCAAGAGGGGACGUUGUGGUGGCAUGCACACAGUUCUUGGCUUAGGGCUACUGUUUAUGGAGCUCUGAUAAUUUUUCCUAAGCAUUCUGCUUAUCCUUUUCUCAAACCUCACAGAGAGUUCCCUGUGCUUCUUGGUGAGUGGUGGAAUCAGAACCCCCUUGAUGUAAUCCGGCAGGCCCUAAAGACUGGAGCGGCUCCAAACAGCUCUGAUGCCUUCACCAUUAACGGUCAGCCAGGAGAUCUCUACAAUUGCUCCACCAAAGGAACCACCGUUUUCCCCGUGAGCUCCGGCGAGACGAUACUCCUCCGCCUCAUCAACGCCGCCAUGAUCACCGAGCUGUUUUUCUCCAUCGCAGAUCACAAAAUGACUGUGGUGGCCGCCGACGCCUCCUACACAAAGCCCUUCACAACCUCCGUCAUCCUUCUCGGCCCCGGCCAGACCACCGACAUCCUCAUCCAAACCAACCAGCCCGCCGGCCGCUACUACCUCGCCGCUCAAGCAUACAACAGCGCUCCACCAGGCACCGCUUUCGACAACACAACAACCCCCGCCAUCCUCAGCUACUCCAACAGCCCCAUUUCCUCCCCCCCAAAACCCGCCGUCUUACCCGCCUUCAACGACACCGCAACCGCCAUUGCAUUCUUGGCGAGCAUUAAGAGCCGGCGACCGGUCAAAGUCCCCGCUCCUGUAGACGAGCGCCUCUUCUUCACCGUCGGGUUGGGUCUCUCCAACUGCCCGCCGGGAAGAACAUGCGCCGGUCCGAACAACACUCGGCUGACCGCUAGCAUGAACAAUUACUCAUUUGUGCUCCCGAAAGGUCUCUCUUUGCUGCAAGCAGCGCAGUCAAAGGUUCCCGGCGUGUUCACGACUGAUUUUCCGGCAACCCCGCCGGUGAAAUUUGACUACACCGGCAAUGUAAGUCCGAACCUUUACCAACCGGUUAGGGCGACGAAGCUCUACCCGCUGAAAUACGGCUCUGUUGUUCAGAUAGUGAUGCAGGGGACCAAUAUUUCGGCAGCGGAGGAACACCCGAUGCACAUCCAUGGAUACGAGUUUUAUGUUCUGGCUUCGGGGAUGGGAAACUUCGACGCCAAGAGGGAUACUGCAAAAUUCAAUCUUGUUGAUCCGCCGCGGCGGAACACCGUGGAGGUGCCGGUGCUGGGGUGGGCGGUGAUUAGGUUUGUGGCUGAUAACCCUGGGGUCUGGUUCGUUCACUGUCAUAUAGAGUCGCAUUUGACGUGGGGAUUAGCCAUGGCUUUCUUGGUGGAGAAUGGAGUGGGAAAACUUCAGUCAACCAUUCCGCCGCCGCUUGAUCUUCCCAAAUGCUAGGAGUUUCAAGAGCUUUUGAUUGAGUUUGUGAUGGAUCCGGAUGGAGACUUCUGCUGCUCUGUUUGAGUUUAGGGUAUUUGAUUGGCUUCAUCAUUGGUGUGUGUGCCUGGUUUGGGGAUUUUAGGUAGCUGAUUUUGAUUGCUUGUUCUGCAAGUGAGAGCGGAUUAAAUGUGAGAAAUUGUUUCUGCUGAAUUACAGCAGGGGAU
Phalaenopsis equestris is the source of this 1697-nucleotide messenger RNA. RefSeq names its product laccase-3-like. Lineage: Eukaryota; Viridiplantae; Streptophyta; Magnoliopsida; Asparagales; Orchidaceae. The record is from RefSeq and is a predicted model, not a curated record. The transcript is spliced from 4 exons. Gene Ontology annotation, cellular component: apoplast. Bases 70 to 1491 code for a protein of 473 amino acids. Gene Ontology annotation, molecular function: hydroquinone:oxygen oxidoreductase activity; copper ion binding. Gene Ontology annotation, biological process: lignin catabolic process.